AUGCAAGAGGAGCAACAGCCUGAGGCUGCUGCAGAUCCAGUGUCGUCCUCUGAUGCACCAGAAGAUGGUCCAAAGGAAACGUCAAGUGUAUCGCAGAAUAUCUCUGAUGCAGAUGCAUUUAAAAUUCUUCUGGAGAUGAAGAUGAAGAAGAGGCAGAAAAAGCCUACUUUACCAAGCACUGUGACUGAGCUUGACACCGAGGAUGGUUCUAAAGUAUAUGUGGUUGGAACAGCUCACUUCAGCGACAGCAGCAAAAAGGAUGUAGUGAAGACAAUACAGGAAGUGCAGCCUGAUGUAGUUGUGGUGGAACUAUGCCAGUACAGAGUUUCUAUGUUAAAAAUGGAUGAAAAAACAUUACUAAAAGAAGCCAAAGAAAUAAAUCUGGAAAAACUUCAACAAGCUAUAAAGCAGAAUGGAGUCAUGUCUGGAUUGAUGCAAAUGCUGCUUCUGAAGGUUUCUGCUCACAUCACAGAACAGCUGGGAAUGGCCCCAGGAGGAGAAUUCAGGGAGGCUUUCAAAGAGGCCAGCAAAGUACCUUUCUGUAAAUUCCAUCUUGGAGACCGACCCAUCCCUGUUACAUUUAAGAGAGCAAUUGCUGCACUUUCUUUCUGGCAAAAAGUCAAGCUUGCAUGGGGCCUGUGCUUCUUAUCUGACCCAAUCAGUAAAGAUGAUGUGGAGAAAUGCAAGCAGAAGGAUUUACUGGAGCAGAUGAUGGCAGAAAUGAUUGGAGAAUUUCCUGAUCUUCAUCGAACGAUUGUCUCGGAGCGAGAUAUUUACUUGACCUACAUGCUGAAGCAAGCAGCAAAGCAGAUAGAACUACCUCGAGCUUCAGAAACUGAACCUAGAGAAUAUAUCCCAGCUGUUGUAGUUGGUGUUGUUGGGAUGGGUCAUGUACCUGGAAUUGAGAAGAACUGGAACUCUGACUUAAAUAUCCAGGAAAUAAUGAGUGUGCCUCCUCCAUCAGCUUCAAGCAAGAUUUUCAAAUUUGUCAUAAAAGCAACAGUUUUUGGACUGAUGGGAUACGGCUGCUACCGAAUAGGUCAAAGGACAGUUCAGUUUAUUCUCUCGAUGCCAGCAGCACAGAGCUACCUUCAGAAGCUGACAGAAAUGAGGUCUCAGCAUUGAACAUCAAGUGAAGGCACUAUGUGAAGAAGGUGGCUGAAAAAGGGUGAUGGAGGCAACAAACAUGAACGGGACUGAAAGAAGAGAGAGACGAGGAUUCUCAUCAGAGGUGAUUGAUGCUGGGCAAAGCUGAAUUGCUGUAUAAGAAAAGAUUUGAUACUCAAGUUACACCAGCUAUGAUCUAAUGAAUAGGUUUGAUUCCUGGCAAGUGUGUUGCAUGAAACCACAUGAUUCCAGAUUGAGGUAAAAUAAAUAUGUACGCAAAUAUAUAUAUUAUAUAUAUGCAUACUGUGUAUAUAUAAUAUAUAUUACUGACGAUGUAGUACAGACAGCUUAAAGAGUGUA
Tauraco erythrolophus (red-crested turaco) is the source of this 1467-nucleotide messenger RNA. RefSeq names its product TraB domain containing (gene TRABD). Lineage: Eukaryota; Metazoa; Chordata; Aves; Musophagiformes; Musophagidae. The record is from RefSeq and is a predicted model, not a curated record.